CGCCAAAACGAAUACUUGUAUUUGAUGUUCUAUCAUAGCACAGAACGAUUACGGGUACUUAUUUCAUUGAAUGCCAAUUUUGGUGUGGUAUGGUACCCUACGAUACAGAUGAAACCAUACAGAGGUGGUUGCUGAGGCGCAAAACCAAGCUCCAAACAAAGCAAAACAGGACAUGAAUAAUCACGUCUCAAUUACUCCAAGUAGAAAUACAAUGAAUAGUCAUGAUGGAUGUUUGGCUGAAGAAAAACACGGAAUCACCACCCUUCCGACAUCGUCAUCACCGAAUAGGUUUCCAAGGAUAGGAGGUAACAAUUGCAAUGCAGUAUUCUUCGGUACAUUCGUUCCUUUGGUAUUUGGGGUGCUUGCGAAGUUGCUUAUUUUUCUUCGUUGGAAAGGCAAUUUGUUCUCACAAAGAUCACUGAUUAAUGAACCUCCAUCGGCUCCGUUGUUACCAUCGGGGCCUUCUACUGUCCCGGUUGUGUUUCUCCGCGAUGUGAAUAGUGGCAAGAAGCCGGUCGAGGAAAUCCUUCKAUCUGUAAUACAAACAUACGAAAAAGAAAUUUCCCAAGCGCUUUUGGGAUUGAGCACAAUGCUCGACGCAGCAUCUGAAGCAGAAGCUCUCGCUCGCAGUAGAAAACAAUGGAAUAGCAUCAAGUGCCAUGGCAAGCUGUUUUCGUCUAAGAUCGAGCAAAGGAUCCAACGCACUGCCUCGUGUCUUGAACAUGACGAGCAUAUAUUGAAGAAGCUUCUUGGAAACGUUUCAUAUAUUUCGGCAUUACCUGAUGGGGAAGUAUAUGGUGAUGAAAGUGACGAAAAUGACACAGAACCAAUCGAAGAAAAACCAUCACUUAGAACAGGAAACGGAACAAACUAUCGCAUUCCGCUAAGAAACAAGAAAGUGAUAGACGAAUCUGAAACUCAUUCUUAUGAUUCAGCUACUCAAAUUUGGGCACACCUUGUUCGAGAUUGGACCAGUGAAGGAAGAGCUAUUAGGCGUGUAAUUUAUGACUGGUGUUGUCAACAAAUGGAAAUUCACUGCCAGAAUUCUAGUGCUACUGUACUGGUGCCUGGGUCAGGAAUGGGUCGACUUGCCUACGAUUUGUAUCGGAGAGGAUUUAUUGUUGAAGCCAAUGAAUUGUCUCCAUCGAUGGCCGUUGCCGCCUCAUCUAUUUUGCGAAAUCAAGUUAGUGGAUUUUUUCACCCAUAUGUCCUAGACGGUAUGGCAAAUGAAGUGGACUCUAAACGACGCUUCGAUUCUAUUAGUUUCCCAGAUGUACCCAUCCAAACCAUUGUCUCUACUGGUGGUAACAGUGGAAUGCCAAAUGACUGCGAAGGAUGUGGGUCUUUGUCAUACACAGUUGGUGAUUUCGUUGGAAACGACGACUUCUAUUACCGUCGUCAACGAGUUGCCCAGUUUGAUGCCGUUGUAAGUUGAAUCAGUAGAGACUUGGGUUUGGCUCUAUGAUCAAUGAUUAGGUCUUCACUCUUACCAAAGUUGUUGGUUUCCAUUUUUGCAUGUUCAACAUUCAUGGUAUGAAUACAGGUUACUUGUUUCUUUAUCGACACCGGUAUGUUAUCCGUUUACGACUUGCAUAUGAAUUGCUCAUUAUCAGUAUUCAAACUCAAAUCUCUUAAUUUUUUCAUUACAUGCAGCAACCAAUAUCUACGAAUAUUUGGAAACAAUACGUAAAUUGCUCCGACCGAGGACUGGUGUUUGGAUUAACGUCGGCCCAGUGCAAUGGCAUCACAAUGCAGUCCUGCGUCCGUCUGUGGACGAGCUUAAAGACCUGAUCGAAGCUUUUGGGUGGAUAAUCCGAGUUUGGUCGGUGGAUAAGACUCCAAUCUCUUACCGAGACGAACAUGACCCAAAUGCUCAACCUCGAAUGACAAGCUACGACGGAUAUCGCCCGCUACGAUUUGUAGCGAUUCCAUCGUGAUGACGAGAAUGACUCUGGAUAGAUUCAAUGUUGUCUUUACUCUCGACCAUUCAAAUGAGUUUCAUUUUAUUUACAAAUGGUUGAAUCGCCACUCAUCUUCUUGGAUUGACCACUAGGAUACUCUUCGUCUCUUGCGGAUGUCCACUACAACUAGUCAAGGAUUCGUUGGUAUUGCGGCGAUAAAGAUCUUGACCAGACCGAACCAAAGAAUGCGCCAAUUGAAAAACAGGAAAUGCAAUGAAAAUUUGUAAUCGACCGUCGGAUCUUUGAUCUAAAUGCCGCGUAUCUGCAUUUACAAUCUUUGGUAGCAUGGUAUCACCGAAAGAAAUGUUACCCGUUAACUGACUGAUCAAGUCAAGGGAUUGGAACGGAACAUUGUAAGGGAGUAGGUACCCGGAGCUUAUCAGCAACAUCAUUUCAAGGUUUUUGGGGGUCUUGACGUAGUCAGCAACAGCUCCCCCGACCAUCCAUAGAUACCAAUUAGAAGCUUUCCGACCAAUUUAUUUCUUUUCAUACCUGCUCGGGCCCCUCGAGAUUGACCGCAAGAUCGUGAUCUCCAGCAUACAUUAAAACUCGGAUACCUGAAUCGUCUAAGAGUUCGGCGAUAUACAGAGUUACUGGUGCGGGCUGGUCAUGUGCCAAUAGAAUCUGCCCAGGCAUUAAUUUUCCUGUGUCUUUCAGUCCAAGCCUUCUUCCUGCACAGAGUUUCGUCUUCAAAAUGCAAUGUUUAAUUACCUCUCGGUUGUUGAAUACUAGUAGUUACAAAACUAUUGUGUUCUGUGGUUUCAACAGCGGAUAUGUAUCCCUUGAAGAAUAAAAUACAUUAGAGUUA
Pseudo-nitzschia multistriata is the source of this 2769-nucleotide messenger RNA. The record is from the annotation of a GenBank genome assembly. NCBI's taxonomy places the organism in Eukaryota, Bacillariophyta, Bacillariophyceae, Bacillariales, Bacillariaceae.